Toxorhynchites rutilus septentrionalis is the source of this 797-nucleotide messenger RNA. RefSeq lists its product as uncharacterized. The transcript has 2 exons. NCBI's taxonomy places the organism in Eukaryota, Metazoa, Arthropoda, Insecta, Diptera, Culicidae. The record is from RefSeq and is a predicted model, not a curated record. The coding region runs from base 63 to 749 and encodes 228 amino acids. Gene Ontology annotation, molecular function: zinc ion binding. Gene Ontology annotation, cellular component: nucleus.
AUUAUUGUUAUUGUUUACACUCUCCGCCAUCAUUUGCUAGUCUAAUAUGGUAUCAGUUGUUCAUGGGAAAGAUGGAUAAAGAGGAUGCCGGUAGGCAAACUGUCUGCCGAUUUUGUCUCAAUCACAGUCAAAGUAUGUGGCUUUUGGAGACGGUAUAUAACAAAGAGAAAGCCUUCCUGGAGAAGGUCUACGAAUGUACUCAGAUUAACAUUAUAAAUUUGAGCGAGUUGCGUACUUGGGUGUGCGAUAGCUGUGUCCAAAACAUUGAGAGAUUUUAUACAUUUCGUGAUAUGCUUCAACGAAACGUAACAGACUUCAACGAACGCUUUCUGAAAGAGCAAAAAGAAACGCAAAACCAAAUGACCGAACAUGACAAUCAUCUAAUAGAGAUGAGGUUUGACGAUUUCAGCGACAACGAAGACUGCUAUGAAUUGGCAUGUCCGGACAUUGAGAACAAUUCUGUCAGUUCUGGAACUUCAUAUGAAAAUGAAUGGAACAAUAACAAGUGGUUAAUUGAGCGUAACAUACAAGCUAACGAAAUCUCUGAAGAAUUGGAAACUAAAAUAGAAGUUGCUGAUACUGUUAUACAAGAGAAUAUAGAACGUUUGUUGAAGUUUGAGAAUGAAGUUAUGUUCAUAAAAUGUGAAGAUUGUCAUCAUAAGUUCCCGCCAAAUGCGAAGUCAAGCAAUGAAGAAACGAUCGAGCAUCACACGUGUGUAUUAGAUAAUAACAAUUGUAGAAAAUUUUGAUGAAACCUGCUAAAUAAAAUAUACAUUCGUUGCUUUACUCGUCGAUAG